AUGUUUUAAAAUAUCAAAAACUUAUCGAUUUAAGCUAAAAAAGCAUUAAUAGGAGUCAUAAUUAUAAAAUUUGCAACUGGAUUUAUAACAACAUGGGGAAUAUUAAAUAUUUAUUAUUAUUGCUAUUUUAAAAGUGUAAAAAAAUAAAAAUAAAAUACUUAUAAUUAAAAAUAGUUAAAUCCUGAUUUAAAAAUAAAAGAAAUAAGUUUACUGAUUACGAUAACAACAAUACCAGUAGGAAUAGCUUCCUUAUUUUCAUUAAGAAUAUGCCGUAAAUAUGGUUAUGAACCAAUAAUUAGAAUUUCUGUUAUAAUUUCUUCUUGCAGUUUAAUUGUAUCAUCAUAUUAGGAUACUUUUUAUAAAUUCGCAUUAUUUUAUAUGAUAAUUCCUAUUUUUUUGAUAGGAUCAUGCGUAAUGCCUGUUUUGUAUUGCCUGUGGAGUCAUUUUCCUAAAAAUACAGGAAGCGCGACAGGUAUUGCAUUGGCCAGUUUUGGAAUUUCGGGAUUUUUAUUUUUAAUUAUUACAAAUAAAAUGGUAAAUCCAUAAAAUUUAAAAGCGGAAAUAGAUUAUUAAGAAGGAAAAUAAAAUUAUAAACUUUUUGGAGAAAAUGUAUUUAAAAAUAUUCCUUAAAUGGUAUUUAAUGUUGGCUUAAUUUAACUUGCUUUAAAUACAUUCGGCUGUUUUUUUAUUUCAUACAAUAAAAACUAGUAAGAUGACUUAGAAAAUAAUAAAUAAAAUAUUUAACAAUUAAUUCCUAAUAGUAUUAGAUCUUUAAAGAAAGAUAUUUUUUCAUAAAAUUUUUAACUCAUUUAUUUUUCAUCAUUUUUUAUUAAUUUUAUAUUUAUUUUUUUAUCAUUAAAUUUUAAAAUAUAUGGAUUAACGAAAAUUAAUAAUGAUCUUUUUUUAACUUAUUUAGCAACAAUAGCUUCUGUUUUGGGUAGUUUAUCGACUAUUUUUUGGGGAUUUAUUGUUGAUAAAUUUACUUUCGUAUAUAUUUACCCUAAUAUGAUUUUAUGUUUAAUUUUUUCUAUUUGCUUAUUUCCUUUACUUAGUUCUUUUAAAUUUUUAUUUGCUUUAGAUUUUAUAAUAUUCUCACUUGUUGAAAAAGGUAUAUAUACUAUUGUUGCCCCUGGUUUAGUUUAACUAUUUGGAAUGAGUGUUGGAGCUGAAUUAUCUGUUAUUAAAGGCACAUCUUUUUAUGCAGCUUUAUUUUUGGUUCCUAUUAUUUAAAUAUGGCUUUUACUUCAUUUUAAUUAUGAUUAAUGUAUUUUUUUUAUUGGUUUGUCUUUGUUUAUUUCUUAUUUUAUGUCUUAUUAUAUUCGUUGA
Molecule: messenger RNA, 1326 nt
Organism: Ichthyophthirius multifiliis
Lineage: Eukaryota; Ciliophora; Oligohymenophorea; Hymenostomatida
Product: major facilitator superfamily protein, putative
Exons: 3
Biological process (GO): transmembrane transport
Molecular function (GO): transmembrane transporter activity
Source: RefSeq, a predicted model, not a curated record